GGGGUAUCAGGCUGGUUUUGCUUGCCAUGCUGCAUAUUUCCCCCUCACAUCUGUUUCUUCCCUCCUCUAACCCAACCCAAACAAUGUGAGGUUUUGUCUGCUCUCAGCACCCAGCAGCAGCUUCUCAAGCCCCUUAGCCCUUAUUUUGUGUGCGUGCCCUGGACUUAACCAGAACAUUCCUGCCAUAGGUUAAGCCCAGGCAUGGAUAAUCCAAGAAAUUUUUUUGCCUCCAGAUCCAAGUGACCAUGAUGAUAACAGGUUCAUAGAUACCAUUUGCAGCUCCACACUGGCCCUUCUCCUGCCUCUUAUCUCUCUCCGAGGCAGGUAGGCCUUAGAGAUGGGACAGAGAUCCCAGCUGCAAGCCAAGAGGAUUAGGGCAGUGAAAUGCCUGUGCUCCUGGCUUGGCUGUGCUGAACCAUUUAUCUCCUGUGUUACAAUGAGGCGGCUUUCUAGGGCACUGUGGGCGUGGAUGCUGUGCCAUGCUGCCAUCACUGUCCUUGCAAUGCUGUCAUUUUGAGCUGGCAAAGCCUCCCACCCACAUGAGACCAAAGCCAAGAGCAGCUGCGGAGUGAGCCCCUGCUACACCAGAGGGCUAUGGGGAAAGCAGUGACCAUCGCAUGAAAGCAGGACUGGAGAUAGUUGCUGGAGCUGGAAUUGGGAUCUUUGGACUGAAGGACUAAAGGCUGCUGGGAAGAGGGGACAUUAGGGCACCACAGUGCCCACAGCAUAGCAGCGCUCUUGGGAGAAAACCAGGAAAAUUAGUGCUUGGGCAAGGCUAUCCCUCAGGAAACAGGAGCCAAGCACUGGCUUUGGCAAGAGUGAGAGGGGAGGAGAAUUGAUUUUUUUCUUUGCCUCUGAAAACUGCCCUUUUUUCCCUUUUUCUUCUCAGACAGUGAGACCUUUGCUGUGGCACCUGACCCACAGUGAGAGGGCUUGUCCCCCCUCCUCAUGUGGUUAGUUUCUUUCCUGAUUAAAAGUGAUUAGGUAGCCCUAAAGCCUGUAGAAAUGUGACCGAGGGGAACAGAGACAAAGAGUCCCUUCAAGAUAUCUUAAAUCCCCAGGACAGUAUUUAGGAGCCCUGAGGAGAGAACUGGAGCAGAAAGACCCUGCCAGGACCUCCCUGUCCUUCUUCUUCCUGCUGCACCCUUUGUUGCCAGCAUCUCCUCCACCAUGUCAUUCUCUGAAGCAGAAGUGCAAAGUGCCCGCGGUGCCUGGGAGAAGAUGUAUGUAGAUGCUGAGGACAAUGGGACAGCUGUGCUGGUCAGGAUGUUUACUGAGCACCCAGACACCAAGUCCUACUUCACACAUUUCAAAGGCAUGGACUCUGCUGAAGAGAUGAAACAGUCAGACCAAGUCAGGGGCCAUGGCAAGAAGGUUUUCACUGCCAUCAACGACAUGGUGCAACACCUGGACAAUUCCGAGGCUUUUCUUGGGAUAGUGAACCCACUCGGCAAGAAACAUGCCACUCAGCUGAAGAUUGACCCCAAAAACUUUAGGAUUAUCUGUGACAUUAUCUUACAACUGAUGGAGGAGAAAUUUGGUGGAGACUGCAAAGCUUCCUUUGAGAAGGUAACCAAUGAAAUCUGCACUCACCUGAAUAAUGUCUACAAAGAGGAGGGUUGGUGAGGAUGUGCACCCUCCAUGCUCUUCAAACAUCUUGAUAGCACUGAUUUGCUGCUUUUGGGCCCCCAGCCCCAGCUGGAAGAAUGAAAACGUAAAAAUAAUAAAAAAAAAAAAAGGCAAGAAAAAAGGCUUAUACAAUAUAGAUAUCAAUGUCAAUAAUUUCCUUAGCAAAAUGAGUUUCUACAGCUAAAGAAAACCCACAGAUACAUCAAAGUCAACCAACAAAUCCUGAUGUGCUUCACAGUUUCAAUGCUCCAGGUGGGUUCCUCUGGCCACUGUCCUUUAAGAUUACAUUUUAAGAUGAUGACUUUAAGCUUGCUAUUCCUAAAAGAAAGACUUGCUCCUUCCAGCAGCACCAGCAGCUCUUCAACUCAUCUACCACCUCUCCAUCCUCAUGAAUGACAAGGAGGCCAUUUUGAAGCAUCUCUAGGAACUUGGUAGAGGUCAUUGUUUAAGAGGCAUGAGUGUUGUUUUGUGUUUGACAUUAAACAAAGGGGAAGUGGUGUAUGGGAAAGACUAACAACUGGGAAAGACAUAGGGAAAGUCCCUUCUUGCAUGAGCCAGCAGAGUUUUCCAGUCUUGGUUUCUCAGGGCAGUUUUCAGCACAAGGAUUACAGCAAUGAAUGUGAUCACCACUGGGUCUCUCUGGGCAGGCAUGAACAUCUCCAGGGCGUGGAUUUCACAGUGUAACUCCCAGAAAAUUAUUCUGGCUGUGUUCCCUGGCGAGGGCAAUAGCACUGAGCUCACUGGCUCCUGUGCUACUCAAGAGUGCACCCAGCUGAGAGAAGCUGCUGCCUCGCUGAGUGGGUGGCAUGGUGGGCUCAGCUCAGCAUGGGACUCAUCCUGUCCAGUUGCACAGCCUCGGCCUCCCUUCAGUGGUAACUGAGUCCUGAACUAUUUAAUUGCUUUUCUUUGUAUUCCUUAGACGUGGUGAAACAAUCAGCUAAUAACUGCAAAUAACCACGUGCUGGUUUGCUUCAGUGUAACACAAUAAACACAGAGAAAGCAGAUGCGUCCUCUCGUUUGUAGCACAGAGAAGGCGAUAUGCAAGUGGUAGCUGGUUACAGUGCACAGUUACUGGUAGUACUGCAGGUUUUACCAAAAACAGCUCAAAUUCCCACCUGGGCACCCAUCACGCUCACAGCAGUCAGGCUUCUCAGGUGAUGUGAAGGGAAGCCUUUCACUUGACCAUGAAGCAACAGUUUUGUAAACAGCUAAAAAUGCAAAGUUCUCCUUCACUCAACGUGUAGUUUUCCUCACCCACUCCAUCUGUUUGGCAAAGGAUGCUAAAUCCCAAAGUCCAGAAGAUGAACUCUUGCCAGAGAGGGAGGAUGGGGCAGGCUGCUUUAUUUGCUUUGCUAUUCUAUUUGGCUCAGGGAGAAGGGAAAGCAUUUUGCACAGCAUUGUCAAGGAUUGUAAAAAAAGAAGAAGACGUGUAAAAAAUAUUUAUAGACUCAAAUCCCUGUGAGGGAGUACAAGUAGUUAAAGCUCUGAAAAGCUCAAAAUAAUUUCCCCUUUUUAUUGACUUACCUUAAUGCAUGUUAAGAGCACCAUUUACCAUGAGGGUGGUUGGCUGUAAUGACAUGCUCUUCAUUGUCACAGGCACCCUGGGCUGACAGGGGCCUGCAACACUGGCCGAUGAUUUAAGGCUCUUGUGUUCCCUGUUCCUGUGAUGCAGAAAGGUGUUGCAAAAGCAAAGCAUGUGAAACAAACCUAAUUCAGGCUGCAGUAAAGAGCGGGUUAUUUUGUAAAUCCAUUUAGAAAAGGGGGAUACUUUACAUUUUAAAAGUUUGCGUGAGGUGUGUAGUUUAGGAGUACAUGGCCCCCCUUUUUUUUUAAUCUGAGAUUUCAAAGGAUGGCAGAAAGCUUUUCCAAAAGAGCAUAGAUUAGACAACAUCUUGAGAUGGAGAAUAACUGAGCUGAGCUUACGGUUUUCCAGUAGCCUCACUGUUCAGUCCUGUCCAGCUUUCCUUGCACCUCACUGUGCCUCUGCAAAACAGCAACAUUUAUGUACUUGGGAGGCAAACCAAACAUACUCCUUACUUACUGAACCAGUAACUAUGCAGUGCUGUGCAUACUGUAUGCAUUCUUCUGGAAAACUGAUUCUGUGAAGAGAAACAGAAGGGAAACGUCAUACCUAAGGGUAGUAGGAAGAGAUUUCCUGUGGAGCACCACUGGUGAGUGGGACCAAAGCCCUCACACCAAGCUUCAUGGGUUCCUUACAGCCUGUGGGACAUCAGAAAGAUCUGUGAAAUAACCAGUCUGUGAUGUAGCAUGGGUAGUGUGACAAGUGGCUGUGACAUGUUAAAUCAGCUAAAUGCCCUGGAGUUAUCUUUGUGUCUGACCUAAACUAGAACAGUGAAAACACAUGGAAAAUACUGAGAAAGGGGAAGAGGAGUGAGCAGAAGCUCAUGCAGGAAGUUUAUCCACUCAGCUAGUUAAAUCAAAGUGCUUUGCUGGUCAUGUUGCUGGAGAAAAAAAAGCAUUCCCACAAAAAAAACUUGACCUUGUAGAGACCCGCUUUCCUGAUUCAAAAUAUUACCUAAACACUGUUAAAACACAUAUGAAUUUAACUUGAAAAACUACAGUUACCCUGGUGACAAAGCAAAAACUUACCCAGAGGAAGAUGCAUUGCAAGGCAUAGCCCUGUGCAAAUACAAAUCAGUGUUGGGAUAAAAUCCAAGAGUGCAGCAUCACCAAAUCACUCUGAGACAAGGGCUACCAACAUACCAUGGCAAUUUGAAAUGACAGGGAAUGUUUUACAGAAGAAGCUAACCUAGCUGUCAAGGCAUUUGAGCCCAAUAAUUUUCUUGCUAGAGUCUGAGCCAAGCUGCCUUCCUGUCCCUGCCUUUAUGACAGGCAGCAGAGAGGCUCAGUGAGGUGAGCAAGGUGGGGAGGUCAUCUCAGACACCCUGUGACUGCCCAGAUGGGGGACUGGAGACCCUGCAGAGAAUCUGGAGAAGCUUCUAGGAAAUCCUCCUAGCUGGGUCCAGAGGGAAACCCUCCAAUGUGCCCACCCUUCUUGCAUGAAGGCCAUUGGUAUUGUUGGUGAUUGAAGUGAAGAGCUGUUUGAGCUCUUUUGCCAUAGAGCUGUGGCUGUAGGUACAGAUAUGUCCCUCAGAGGUGUUGCUUUACACUGAAAGUAGGGGCUUCUUCAAGAUACCAUUUAAAACACUGUUUUGCAAUCUGUUUUUCCCCAGGAAUGAGGAUGAAGGAACACAGACACCAACUUUAAAGAAUAAGGGGUUCAGUUUACUAUAGUGCAAGCCAGUAAAGAAUUACAAAAGAAACAGUGGCUUAUGAAAGGAUACACUUAGCAAUGCAUCUAACCUUUACUACGAAAGUGUCUAUAGUGAUUAGGAGAGAGAAAUACAUCACCAGUUACCCUAUAACACUUUACCAUCACCCAGACCGCACUUCAGCUGGGGAGGCCCCGAUCACGGCGAAGGACUGGAGAACCUCUUCCCGGUAACUGGGAAAUCCUAUGCAGUCCGUCCACUAGUAGGGUGCAAACCAGUAUGAGCUUAGGAAGAUGGCAGCAACUUGAAAAGUUACAGUAGUUCCAUGCAAAGUCCCCACCCACUUACCACCUUCCAGUGAUGGAGACAGAGAGCCCUGAGCCGGCCUGAUGGUGCCUGACAGCCAGUGCUGUGAACUUGCCUUCUUGGCAGCCUCUCUGAGCCAGCACCUGGAACGAUUUCUAACCUUUGUGCUCUUAACUGAGCAUCACCAUCAAUACUUUACUACAGUCAGCAUUUGUCAGAUCAUUUCAGCCUGGGAAAGGGCUGUACAGCCACAGCAGCUCCUGCUGUCUGUCGUGCCCCUUUUGACCUUGCCUGUGUCCAGCUCUGCUCUGUUGGUAGCUAAUCCUGCCUCCCCGACGGUGCAUCUCUAGGACUCUGCUUGCCUGCAGUGCCCUGGCAGCACCACUGAGCCUGGGAAGGGGAUUUGGGACUGCGGUUUCCCCAGCAACAAGAGGUGAAAAGCCAGAGCCAGGAGAGAGAAGUCAUGAGAGAAUUUUCUAAUUGCCUGCUGACUCCAUUAUAUCCCCACAGAUGGGAAAGCAGGGAUAAAGAGGAGAGCCAGGGCUAGAAACAAACAUUUCUUCUUCUUUCCUUGUAUUUCCAGUUAAUAAUACAACUGCCCAGCAGUUUGCUGCUUCCCAGUUUUGCAGGCUGCAGUGAAAGCUGGAUUUCAGGUCUUACUGAAAAGAAGAAUUAAAGAAUUACAUCAAUAGUAACAGUGCAAGAAUUUAUUAAGAAUCAAGUGGAAAAAAAUGAUCAAAGCAAAAAGUCAAAAAACCUCCCCAACCCUCCCCCUCCCCAAAACAAACAACAAAAAAACCAUCAUGCAGGACUGAAUGAAGAGUGCAUUAAACAUUUUUUAUAAGCCACUGCAUCAGGAGAAACUAACCUCUACUGUCUGUUGAACAAAGGACAACUAUAGUGAGGAAGGUGGCAUGUGAAAUACAGGAUGGAGAACAGUAAAGCGGGGGGGUAACCGGGUGUGCUGCAGGCCCUCACACUGCACAUUGACAUCACCUCUGGUGCAUUUAUACCUAAUUUAAUGAUGACUGCAAUCCCAAACUGCUUGAAUCUGUAACAGUCCUGGUGGGGACAGCACACGUCUCACUGAAUCGUUUUCCACACCACAGGAGCGUCUUGUUGAGACACUGUGUUCCUACAGCUAAAACCAGCCAUUCAGAUGUACUCACCCACGUCCUUAGCAAUCCUGCACUGACCCCAGAGGUCUCAAGAUGAAUUGCUACCAUUCUCUCUUCAGCUAAAUAGACAAUCCCUGCUCGGCGGCUAUUUAACAUUUGCACAAUCAUCCACUUGCAUCAGCCUAGGGAGCUGGUUCACCUAUUUUCUCCCACUGCCCCUGGGGCAGGAUGGAUGGUGCAACAUCCAGGCUGGACAAACAGAUGAGCUCCAGGGCAGGGUUUGCAUUGUAGCAACAGGAUGGUGACUCCCAGCUUCAAUACCUGAUGGAAGGCAAGAGGACAGAGAUGAACAGACUCCUCUGCCACCUUCAUUGGCAAGUCCGAUGGCGGGUAACGGAAUAUGGUGGCACUAGGCCAAGCACCUCUUUGCUUGGAAAUGUCACUGUUCUACUGUGUGGUUUCUCCUGCUCCACUGGGAAAAGCAACUCACAUAUGUCAUCCAGCACUGGAUCAGACUGUGGAUGGAAGCUGCUGAGUUGCCAUCCCUGGAGGUAUUUAAGAGGUGUGUAGAUGUGGCACUUAAGGACACCGUUUAGUGGUGGACUGGGCAAUGCUGGGUUUGCAGUUGGACUUUAUGAUCUUGAGGGCCUUCUUCAAGGUAACCAAUUCUAUGAUACUGUAUUCAGGAGGGGAUCUCAUUUCUGGUAAUGUGCCAUCCUCUAGCUGCUUACCAUCUUUAACCUUCUUCUGUUUUAUGCUCCCCUGACUAACCCGGAGUGAUUCUGGUAAUAAUGCUUGCAGGUUCACUGCAUUUUCAACACUUUAAAUCAGUGAAAUAAUCUACUCUUUUUGCUCAGUUUGCACUCUUGCAGCCUGGUAAAAGCAGCUAUGGAGCUACAACUGCAUCAGCAAAAUUUCAAAGAUCUCAAGAGCUGAUGCUUAGCUGCAACACCCCUAGGUUCCUCCAGGAGCUCCACUUCAUAAUCUUUUUGACCAUGAAGACUAAUGUCAGUCAAUACCACUCUUCAGUUGUCUAGCAGGAAAUUUAGAAGUGAUGAAUAUCUCGGUUUUGCAUUCCUGGAAAUUAAGGUAGUUGGGUUCUGAUGAGAGGGUAGAAGAUCCAUACUUAGGCACAACUAAUAAAACAGUCUCCCUUUCUGGCAGAUGUUCCAGACCUCUUGCAUCCUAAGUGUGUUUCAUCAGUCACUUUAAUUCAGUUUUCUUCCUAACUGCACUUCAGUCCUGUACUUCCACAUAUAAUUCAGAUUAUUUUAUCAGGAAAUCAAAGGUAAGCCUCACCCUCCUCCUUAACACUGGUGUGGUACUUGGAUACCAUGAAGCUCACCACCCCAUGAAAACCUCUAAAUAAGGGAAGGCCCAAACCCAACCACUGUUUUGUAAUUAAAAGUAAUCUGUAAAAUAAAUGGCGUAUUAUCCAAAAUCUGCUAGUAAGGAGUCUAAGCAGUGUUAUGUCACAGUCUGCAAAUUUCACUGCCAGUCCCCCCUUUUACAACACAAAAUUUCUAGUUGCUGGCUGCAGGGGGAGACAGGCCCUCAGUAUUUCUAGAAUAUUGUUAUUCCAGACAGGAAUUCCAGAGGAAUCACUGGCACUUGUGCUAUGCAAGAUGUAUCUAGAAAUGACUGUUCACCUUUUGUCACACCACUAGAAUUUCACUUAAAACUGUGACAACAGAUGUUAUCAACCACCUACAUAGUAUGGUCAGUACUAGAGGGACAAACACUGGUAACUUUCAUUCAUCAAGCACUUGGGCCACUCAGGAAGUCAUAAAACAUUCCCAGGGAGGAAACUCAUACUCAGAAUUCAAAUGGGUAAAUAAUAAGAAGUGUUAAGUAGUCAGUCAUCAUUAAAAUGGAAUCAAUUCAAAGUGGAAUGUGCAAUGCUGAAUCCAAGUCCUUGCAGAAGUGUAAAGGUCCUGUUCUAGCUUUCAUUGCCAUCAAAAUACUGCUAAAUUAUCUUAGAAUUAUCACCCAAGUGUUCUGACCAUACUGAAGAUGCUACAGAAAAGACACUGAGGGAAAAUGCACACAGUGAACGGUAUCACACACCGAUGAUUAGCAGGCCUACAGAGACACUGCACAACCCACUGAAAAUGCCAAUAAAUCAUGACAAACACUGCUCUUAAGCUUCAAUGUUAGGUAACUCGGUGGCGAGAACUCAAGGACAAAAAAUUUACCGAUGUUUAAAUUCUUCUCUGUGGGAGUAGAGCACCUCUGAAUAGUUUAAAUACCCCAAAGCACUUUCAAUCCAACAGAAUGGACAGCACCCCCUUUAUGUUUUGUCGGUGACAUGGACUGGGAUCGAGUGCACCCUCAGCAAGUUGGCUGAUGACACUGAGCUGUGUGGUGCAGUCAACAUGCUGGAGGGAAGGGAUGCCAUCCAGAGGGAUGUUAACAGGCUUGAGAGGUGGGUCCAUGUGAACCUCAAGAAGUUCAACAAGGCCAAGUGCAAGGUGCUGCACCUGGGUCAGGGCAAUGCCAAGCGCAAAUCCAGGCUGGGGGAUGAACAGAUGGAGAGCAACCCUGCAGAAAAGGACUUGGGGAUGCUGGUGGAUGAGUGACUGAACCUGACCCGGCAACGUGCAUUUGGCAGGCCAGAAAGCCAAGUGUAUCCUGGCUGCAUCAAAAGCAGCCUGGGCAGCAGGUCGAGGGAGGGGAUUCCACCCCUUUACUCCACUUGGGUGAGAACCCACCUGCAGUGCUGCAUCCAGCUCAGGCAUCCCCAGCAGAGGAAGGACAUGAACCUGUUGGAGUGGGCCCAGAAGAGGGUCACCAAGUUGAUCAGAGGGAUGGAGCACCUCUCCUGUAAGGACAGGCUGAGAGAGGUCAGGUUGUUCAGCCUGGAGAAGAGAAGGCUCCAGAGAGACCUUAUAGCACCUUCCAGUACUUAAAGGGGCUACAAGAGAGCUGGAGGAGGACUUUUUACAAGGACAUGUAAUGACAGGACAUGGGGCAAUGGCUUUAAAAUGGAUAUUAGGUAGAAAUUCUUUACUGUGAGGGUGGUGAGGGGUUGGAACAGGAUGCUCAGAGAAGUUCUGGAUCCCCCAUCCAAGGAGGUGUUCAAGGCCAAGCUGAACGGGGCCUUAAACAACCUGGUCUAGUGGGAGGUGUCCCCGUCCACAGCAGCGGGGUUGGAACUAAAUGAUCUUUAAGGUCCCUUCCAACCCAAACCAUUCUAUAGUUCUGACUCCACAGGUUUCUGCUUUUGAAGAUUUUAGGACUUCAAUCAGGACUGUGAUCAGAAUGACCGCUUCUCCUAGAGCACAUCUGUAUGUUAAAAACUCUAAAAACCAGAUGUUAGUUUUUAAAAGACUGAACUGCUAAUUAACACCUUAAAGAGACCACUAUAUCCUUGUUAAGUUAUUGGACAAUAUGGUUUCUUUUUAAUUUUUUUUUAUUUCUUUUGUUCUUAAUUUUCGCUUGUUGUUGCUGGUUUUUUUGUUUGUUUUAAUACAAUUAAGGAUGCAUCCCACAAGAAAAAGCAGAAAGAGUCCUUAUGGAAAAAAACAAAUAUAUUGAACACAUACCAAUCAAAUGGUACAGAUAUGGGACUGGCUUUGAUUUCAAAAUUUAAGUAGAAAUAAAAAAGAUGUAAUGCAACAGCUGUUCAAUUUCCAAGUCUAAAUAGGCACUGUAAAAAGACAUUUUGCUUUCUCCAGCACACAUUUCUGUCUAAAUGCUCCCACUGUAAUCAACUCCUAGGAUCCCAAACAAAAAUAAAACCCAACACUGGGAACAUAACCUUAGAGUAAAAGUUAAUAUCCAUCCACCCACCCUCUUACAAAAAAGCAAACAAAAAAAAAAUCCCCCCAAAUACAACCUUUCAAUGCUGCUGUUUUGACUGGAGCAGAAUUGGAGAAUUUAUAAA
Molecule: messenger RNA, 10172 nt
Organism: Pseudopipra pipra
Lineage: Eukaryota; Metazoa; Chordata; Aves; Passeriformes; Pipridae
Product: cytoglobin-1-like
Exons: 3
Coding region: 1171-1626 (151 amino acids)
Biological process (GO): oxygen transport
Molecular function (GO): heme binding; oxygen binding; oxidoreductase activity
Source: RefSeq, a predicted model, not a curated record